Molecule: messenger RNA, 1683 nt
Organism: Cuscuta campestris
Lineage: Eukaryota; Viridiplantae; Streptophyta; Magnoliopsida; Solanales; Convolvulaceae
Source: the annotation of a GenBank genome assembly
AUCGCUCGGGCGGCUGCAGGGCCUGGUCAGUGAGGUUAAGAUGUGCGCACGAGGGUCUGCGAUCUUGGGUUUGAGGCCAUCGCCCGAGGGAUCCUACCUCCACCGAAUUGAGGCCAUCUUCGGUAUUACGGAUUGAGGCUAUCUCCGUCAUAGGCAAUAAAUGUUAAGUGGUUUGACUUUGGUGAAAGUCUAAAUUGGUUUGACCGGUGGUCAAAGAGUUCAUGAGAAACCCGUAACACUUAAAUCGUUUUGAAAAGAAAGAAAAUAAGUUGACUGUUGGUCAACCGUCUAAAGAACCGAAUGUAAAGUUGAAUUGAUUUUUAUUAAAAGGAUAAACAUAUGAACGAUCUUAAUUGUUGAAUUAUUAUGUUUAUUCUUGUGCUACAAUGGAGUACCACUCAGCGUCAAUGCUGAGCGGAUAGCGUUGUUUUCUUUUGCUGUCCGUAGGUGAUCAGACAGAUGAACCUAGAGCCGAUCCCAGAGGGCAUUGAGGAGGAGAUGUACGAUGGCGUGGCUGUCUCUUUAAUCUGUUGAUUAUGCUUUAUUUAAUUAACUUUAAUGCUUAUUACGUUUUCGGGCAAGAUCCCAAGUUGUUUGACUUUAAAAAGGCUUCCGCAUUAUUUUAAAUUACUCCGAUGGAUUUUUAUAUGUAUUGAUAAAACGUUUGUUUAAAAUUGUUCUGAAAAGAAUGAGUCAAGAAUCGACCCACGGUCAGUACGUUCCGGAGCCGGAGCACGUGAGCGUGCACACGGUGAACACCGAGGGUUCGAGUUUCACGCCUCCAUGUGACGGAGGGCAACAACAGAAUCAACCUGCGCCAGCGGGACAGCCACCAGCUGUACCACCGCCAGUCGUACCACCGCCAGUGAUGCCACCGUUGGCGAUACCGCCGGUGGCCUACGAGCAGAUGUUCCCGGCCAUGAUGGCCCAUUAUAUGCAGCACAUGGCGCAGUUUAUGCCCAUGUUCCAGCCACCGCCACCACCACAGCCGCAGCUGCGCAUCGUUACCUUCAAGAUGUUGAAGGAUAAUGGAGCGGAAGAGUUCCGAGGAGACAAUAUGGGGGAGCCCCAGAUUGCAUUGGAUUGGCUUGAGCAAAUGGACCGGACGGAAAAGAGCUUGGAUGAUUUGCAGGCAACCAAGAAGGAGGAUCGAGCGACGAAAGACCCGCGACCCGCGGCCAGCACCGGGCCGAGCGGGAAGAGUUUUGGAUUCGGGGGAAAGAGGUACGAGAAGGGUUCUUCGAGUGCGCCGCCGCCUAAGAGGAGUAAGUCGAGGCCGUCUCCGUCGGCCGCCGCUAGCAACUCGAACAGAACGAGGAGCCACCCGCAAUGUGUACAGUGUGGUAGGCAUCACCCGGGCGAGUGUUGGCUCGCCCAAGGCUUAUGUUUGGGUUGUGGUCAGCCAGGGCAUUUCAGGAGGCAUUGCCCGACAAACCCUAGCAGCGAGCCUGUUUUACUUAGAGCUCCGGAUCAGCCUGCCGCAUCACAUCCAGCACGGAGUCAGCAGUCUACGGCCGCAAAUAAUCAGCAGAGAGCACGUCCGCAGCAGUCAGGCCGGGCACCAACGCGUACCUACGCCGGUGCUUCGGCAAGCUCGUGGUGGGAGUAAGAGAUGAUUUUAAUUUUAUCUGAACAAUUUCAUUUCAGAUUUUAAAACUCAUUGCAUAUCAUUUUUCUUAAAUU